AUGCCCUUUUUCCAAGCGAGUGUGUUCCAGUCUAGCCAGCUCGAGCACGGCCACAGAUUCCACUUCAAGGACCCCCACAACAGUCAACCAGGUUGGCGCUGGGGUAAUGUGACUCUUCCUGAUACCAUGGGCAUUGGAACCAGUGAUAAGGAGAUCAUAUUGCAUCUAUGCGAUACCAUCGCAGCGGGCUUGGUUACUUGGAGUGAUACUGCGAUGCACGGCUGGGGAAGGUACUGUGUCUCGUUUCCGAUCAAGUUGAAAACACCCGAGCAAGACUUGAAACACUUAAUGCUUCAGGUUGAGUGCGCUGCACUGUGGUGGGUAAGUUUGAUUCGUGCGGAGACUGCUUCCAUUGACAAGCACAUGCUUUUCCGGGCCCGUCAGCCGCCCUCGGAUCCCGAGGAUCAGUUGUUGGAUGUGCCUUUGCAUUGGGAUAAGCCUGAGUACACAACUCUCAAUCCGUGGUCUGCCGUUACUGUGCUACGGUAG
This is a messenger RNA of Penicillium digitatum Pd1, 489 nucleotides long. RefSeq lists its product as uncharacterized. The record is from RefSeq and is a predicted model, not a curated record. NCBI's taxonomy places the organism in Eukaryota, Fungi, Ascomycota, Eurotiomycetes, Eurotiales, Aspergillaceae.